Rotaria sp. Silwood2 is the source of this 702-nucleotide messenger RNA. NCBI's taxonomy places the organism in Eukaryota, Metazoa, Rotifera, Eurotatoria, Philodinida, Philodinidae. The record is from the annotation of a GenBank genome assembly.
AUGUCGUCUAAUAAUAUUGUACUACCAAAUGACGUUGUUCGUUUGAUUUUAUUACAUUGUCAAACAUCUAAAGAUUAUUUAUCACAAUCGUUAGUUAGUUGUCGAUGGUUAUUUGAAGCCCGUCGAUUAAAAUCACUGAUGAAAACACGCUUUUCACGCAAGAUAACAUUACUUAACUAUCGAUCAAUCAUAUGGGAUUUUGAUAUUCGUGUAACUGUCGUUGGUCAUGGUGAACAUUUGGAACGUCAUGGUUUAGAAGAAUGUGUACAAACUUUUCACCGUGUUGGAGGGCCUGGUUGUAGCGUUUAUUAUUUAGAACGAUAUUGGCAAGAAGGAAAAUUACAUGGAUUAGAAAUAAUUCGUGAGAUUAAUGAAAUCUGGUAUACUAAAUAUUAUCCGGACGAAAUAGAAAUAUUCGAUGAAAUCAUUGAUCAUCCUUAUGAAGGAUUACAAGCAGUAGAUUCAAUGAAAAAAUAUCGAAGACAUCGAAUAGUACCUAAGAACAAAAUAUUACCCGAAGGAUGUGAUUAUCUUGGUAAAAUUGUAUUCAAAUAUGAAUGGAUAUCAUGUAUAUUAGAGGAAAGUCAACAAAUGAAACGAAAUUUAAUAAAAAAAUAUAAUCAAUCAGAUGUCAAUGAUUUAUAUAAUGUUAUUGAUACGAUCGAUUUAUAUCAAAUAUCUCUGAAAGGAUUAUUUGUAUGA